AUGAUUACUUAUCUUUAUAUUCAGUUCUAUUUUUUUAUCAUUGUCCUUUCUUUUCUCUUUCACGUUUCCUCUUUUCUUUCCCUUUUUUUCUUGAAACAAAUACGAUUUCACACACUGUCCGUCUGUAACAGAGAUAUACACUUUCUUCCUCUCUCUGGUUUUCUUUUGUGCUUUCCUUCUUUCUUCUUCUGUAUACAGUUCAGUUUCAAACACGAUUCAACUGCAACAGGUAUAUACACUUUCUUCCUCUCUCUGUUUUUCUUCUUUCUUUCUUCUUUACACAAUUCAGCUUGUAACAGAGAUAUAUACUUUCUUCCUCUCUGGUUUUCUCUUUUCUUCAAACGCAGUUUGUAUUCUCAGCGUAGAAAUUCCUUUGCGUCUUCUGUGAUAAAUAACGAGAGUUAUCGUCUUCAAUUUGGGGUUAUCGAACAGAAAUACAUGUUCUUAUAUUUCUUGUCCGGAGUUGCCUGGGAUGAAUUGGACAAGUUCCAUCAUUAUCAAAUGAGUCUCAUCUUUCCGUUCAUAAGUUAUCAGCGCUUCGAUUUCGACUCUUGCUCCUUCAAAGACAAGACAGCAACUGACUCCCAAGUAAUUUUCUAA
Messenger RNA from Acanthosepion pharaonis, 600 nucleotides. NCBI's taxonomy places the organism in Eukaryota, Metazoa, Mollusca, Cephalopoda, Sepiida, Sepiidae. The record is from the annotation of a GenBank genome assembly.